AUGCACUUGCGAGCGACAGCGCUGACUGUAUCAAAGGCGAACCAUGGUCGAGGUCGAGAUCCGGACUCGGUGCCGAAACACUUCCUCUCGCAGCCCAUCUGCCACGGCCAGAUUGGCCGCAUGCGCCGCAAAGGAGCCCAACGCAACCUCGUGUUCGAUCGUGCGCUGCCAGCGCCUCCGCCGGCGGAGCCGCCGCCGCUCGGCAAGCUGCGCGGGCUGGAGCACAACAGACCGCACGCAGCAGCCGAGCGCCGGGCAGUGCAGCAGAGCUGCAACCGCGCCGCCACCGCCAUUCCGGGCGACGGCGUGCAAGCGGGCGCUGGGCAAGCCGCUGCGCUGCAGCUGGGCGCUGAGCACGCGCUCACUCGUCCCUCCCACCCGCAACCUCGGCCUCUCGCCUCGCAGAAGGGCAUGCACGCGGGCGCGAGGCCGGCAAGAGCGCAGCCGCAGCCACAGCAAACGAUGGCGUCGAUCGGUUGGACGGUGGCGGGAGCGGGACCGGCAGUGGCUGCAGGCGGAGGUGCCGUAGCGGGAGGAGGGCUUGAAGCGGCGUGGGUUAUGGGCGUUCCGGUGACCACAGGGGCGCCGAUCGAGACCGACGUCGAUGUAAUCGGGACACCCACCGCAAUGGCUGAGGUGUCCAUUGCAAUUGGGGGCUGCCCUUGUCAACUCCAGGCUGCGCUCUCCGGGCAAGCUCUCCCUUCUCUCUCGGGAACGCCGCUUUUUGCGAAGAAGAAUCUUACAACAAAACUCCCUCGCACAACACUGGGCACGGGACUGGCGCGCACUGGCACGAACACAGGAAGAAGAAUUGUGCGUAACCUGGUUUAG
Messenger RNA from Emiliania huxleyi CCMP1516, 831 nucleotides. RefSeq lists its product as hypothetical. NCBI's taxonomy places the organism in Eukaryota, Haptophyta, Isochrysidales, Noelaerhabdaceae. The transcript has 2 exons. The record is from RefSeq and is a predicted model, not a curated record. The coding region runs from base 1 to 831 and encodes 276 amino acids.